Molecule: messenger RNA, 1429 nt
Organism: Prorocentrum cordatum
Lineage: Eukaryota; Dinophyceae; Prorocentrales; Prorocentraceae
Source: the annotation of a GenBank genome assembly
AGCCAUUUGGGCUCAAGCCACUUCUGGAUCAAGCCGUCGUUGCCCAAGCUUCCAUCAGCCCCCAAAUUGUCACGUUCCUCCCGCUGCACGGCGCGAUGCCUGGCUUGGUGUCCUGUGCCUGCGGCUUGUUUGGCGUGGCUGCGGCACUCGGGGCCGUCAAGCUGGCUGGGUUCGUGCGCCGCAUCCAGGGCUACAAGAGCACCGCCAAGAGUGGUGCUCUUGCGGCGCCCUCGGGCUUCGCCAUCGAGGGCGCAGCAGCUGCAAGAGCCAAGGAGCUCCGGUGGUUUGUGAUCGAUGACCAGGUCAUGGGCGGCAAGUCGCAGUCCGCACUCACAAUGACAGAUGCUGGAAUCAUCGAGUUCGCUGGCACGAUCAAUUCGACCGGCGGAGGAUUCUCAAAUUGCCGGACAUUGGGGGACGAGGAGCCGCUUGGCUUCCCAGCCGGUGCGCGCUCAGUUGAGGUGACAGCGGUCGGGGACGGAAGGCAGUACAUGUUGACCUUGCACACCGCGGACUCCUGGGCCAUGUCAGUUCCGUCGUGGGCGCAUGCCUUCAGCACCGCGCCCUCAGGCCGAGAGCAAACCCACAGACUGAAGCUGAAGGACUUCGUGCCGAGAAAGCAAGGGCAGGUGGUGAAGGGGAUUGAGCUGGACCCCACCAGUGUGACGGGCGUUGGCCUCAGCCGCACUCGCUUCGGGCUCAACGGCAAGCCCAUCAAAGAUUUCGAGGACGGGCCGUUCAAGGUGUCCCUCAAAAGGUUGGCGGUCGCAUAGUGAGCGUCAGCUGGAGCACAGUUUUCUGUCCGAGGCAAGCCCCUUUGACAUGCCGGCUCCGCAUGCGAGUUUCUCGGCAAUUGCGCAGGAAGACAAAAACACGCUUGGAGAGCAGUUGUUCUGGUUUUCUGUGUAGUGUGUAAAUUUGUCGCGCAUCGGGUAUACAGGAACUGCCCAACCGUGAAUAGGAAGGCCGUUUCAGCCAGCUUCCUGGGGUCUGAUCAGAGUCUGAUCUUGGGCAAGGGGUGCGAAUCAGGCUGGUCAGGCUUAAGCGGUUCAGUCCAUGAGACCCAUGUCUAGCCAGAGCCAUGUCAGCAUGCGAUUUGAUCUGGCAGUUCUUCCAGAAAGUAAGUCGGGCAAACAUGGGUCGGCCAGUGAAACAUCAUGGCACGCGUCUAUGCGCACUGCCGCUCCUAGCCCACGCAGUGGCGCCAGCUGGUGCGCCCACCGCGGCCGGCCGAGGCGUUGCGCGGCGUAUCCCGGUCUGCUCCACGGGUGGCAGCCUCGUUCUGCGCUGUUGCUGUUGCCGCUGCCGUCACGGCAGGCGCUCCUGCGCUGCUGCUGCCGUCGGGGCUGUCCGACCUCGGCGCGUCGACGUGCGCACUGCGUGAGCUUCGCGCGGUGGCUGCGGUUGGUAUGGCGGUGGUGCGUCCUGA